Molecule: messenger RNA, 1206 nt
Organism: Hyaloscypha bicolor E
Lineage: Eukaryota; Fungi; Ascomycota; Leotiomycetes; Helotiales; Hyaloscyphaceae
Product: mitochondrial carrier
Exons: 2
Coding region: 1-1206 (401 amino acids)
Biological process (GO): pyrimidine nucleotide import into mitochondrion
Cellular component (GO): mitochondrion
Molecular function (GO): pyrimidine nucleotide transmembrane transporter activity
Source: RefSeq, a predicted model, not a curated record
AUGUCGCAUGAACGGCGCACGCGGUCAGCUACGGGAGCAGACGAAUUUGCAUCCUCUCCUCCAACUUCAGCUCCAUCGUUUGCAAAGACAACGUCCAGCUUCCAGCGAGAGAAUGUGCCACUCACGCCGAUGGAAAGAUGGGCCAUGGCCAGGUCAAACGACAGCUUUCGAGCUUUGGCCGGGGCAGCGGGAGGGUUCACCUCGGGCAUUGUCACAUGCCCCUUGGAUGUGAUAAAGACGAAGUUGCAGGCACAAGGGGGGUUCAGGGUCAACAAAACUACGAACGCGGCGUAUCGGGGUCUAAUUGGGACCGGUCGAACUAUAUGGCGGGAAGAGGGCCUUAAGGGAUUGUACAGAGGUUUGGGACCGAUAAUUCUGGGGUACUUGCCCACCUGGGCAGUCUGGUUUACGGUGUAUGGGAAAUCGAAGGAAUUCAUUCCCAAGAAUUUCAAGACCGAAAAUGUGUUUGCUGUCAAUUUCUGGUCAUCCAUAGUGGCUGGCGCUACUUCGACAAUGGUCACCAAUCCGAUAUGGGUAAUCAAGACUCGGUUGAUGUCACAAGUGAGCAGGAGAGCUGUUUCGAAUGAUUCCCGACCUCCCUGGCAUUACAGGUCGACCAUCGAUGCAGCCAAGAAGAUGUACAGAAACGAAGGAAUUCUGUCGUUCUAUUCCGGUCUCACUCCAGCACUCCUUGGCUUAACCCACGUUGCAAUACAGUUUCCGGCGUACGAAUAUUUGAAGACGCAGUUCACUGGACAUGGCAUGGGUAUGUCGGUAGCAGGAGAUGAGAGGUCACACUGGAUUGGAGUCCUCUCGGCAAGUGUUUUGAGCAAAGUCCUGGCUAGCUCUGCUACAUAUCCCCAUGAAGUCAUCCGAACCAGGUUACAAACCCAGCAAAGGACUUUACCUUCUUCUUCCUCCGAGUACGCGGCGUUCCGAGGAGGACUUGAGGGCAGCGAGAGCCAUGGUCCCGCCGAAAUUAUUGCAAAGACCAAGGCUGCUCUUCCUCGGUACAAAGGAAUCAUUAAAACUUUCAGGAUCAUUUUAAAGGAAGAAGGUUGGAUUGCUUUCUACGCUGGGAUGGGCACGAACAUGAUGCGGGCCGUGCCAGCCGCUACAACAACAAUCCUCACGUACGAAUACGUAAUGAGGCACUUAAAUCACACAAAAGCAGAAGGAAUACGAAAGUCAUCAGCUGGAUGGUGA